AAACCGGAGACGGGCAGAGAGCUGCUGAAUCAGGAAAUCACCGGUACAUUUUGUUUCUUAGCUUGAUGAAAUUACAAAUAACAUGUUUUCGAAAUCACAGAGAUUGUACGUACGCUAAACUUAGAACGUGUCCAAUCAAGAAAAUAUUGAAAAAGUUUUUGUCGUAGCAUCCUUUCAUGUAAGCUUCGGAUUUAAAAAUGCCACGCAAGAAGGUGACGGAUGUCUCAGGGAACGGUGGGAUGAAAAAGAAGAGGGCCAGCGGCAAAAGGAAAGAGAGGGACUUUAGUAGUGACGACGAGUUCGACUACGAGCAGGAGAACAACAAGAAACCUGGCAAGCCCGCUGCCAAGUCCGGUCUCCAGCCGGUCACUGUGGCCGACGACGUCAAAGAGAAAAUAAAACUUGAGUGCGCAAAGGUUAAAGGUCAACUGAUCAUCUUUGGAGCAACCAACUGGGAUUUGAUUGGAAGAAAGGAGGUGCCCAAACAACAAGCUGCUUUCCGCAAUCUGGGCCAGAAUCUGUGGGGUCCUCACCGCUACGGCUGUCUGAAUGAUGUCCAGGUCAGCUGUGUGGUGGCUGGGCCCUGUGCUGCACACAGUCUCCUCAUGACCACUGAGGGCAAGCUGUGGAGCUGGGGUCGCAAUGACAAAGGUCAGCUGGGUCACGGAGACACCAAGCGCCUGGAGGCUCCAAAGUUGAUCGAGGCCCUCGCAGAUCAUGUUAUUGUUGCUGCAGCCUGUGGACGCAAUCACACCCUGGCACUCACAGAGGAUGGCACUGCAUACUCGUUUGGUGAGAACAAGCUGGGCCAGCUCGGCCAAGGCAACCAGACCGAUGCAGUCCUCAGCCCAGCACCGAUUUCCUACAAUGGCCAGCCCCUGGUGAAGGUGGCUUGUGGAGCUGAAUUCAGCAUGGUGGUGGACUGCAAAGGAAACCUGUACUCCUUCGGCUGCCCGGAGUACGGACAGCUGGGUCAUAACAGUGAUGGCAAGUUCAUAGCUCGCGCCCAGCGCAUCGAGUUUGAUUGUGAACUCAUCGCUCGCCGUGUCGCCAUCUUCAUCGAGAAGUCCAAGGAUGGCCAGAUCAUGCCUGUCCCCAAUGUGGUGGUCCGAGAUGUGGCCUGUGGGUCCAACCACACGCUGGUGCUGGACUCUCAGAAGCGAGUGUUCAGCUGGGGUUUUGGUGGUUACGGGCGCCUGGGUCACACGGAGCCGAAGGACGAGAUGGUUCCUCGACUGGUCAAACUGUUUGACUUUCCUGGACGUGCCGCCUCUCAGAUCUGUACAGGCUACCAGUGUUCCUUCGCUAUCAAUGAGAUGGGGGUGCUGUUCUUCUGGGGGGUGACAAACACCUCCAGGGAGUCAACCAUGUACCCCAAAGCUGUGCAGGAUCUGUGUGGAUGGAAGGUCCGCAGUCUGGCCUGUGGGAAGAGCAGCAUCGUUGUUGCUGCAGAUGAGAGUACAAUCAGCUGGGGACCCUCGCCCACAUUUGGAGAGCUGGGAUAUGGAGACAACAAACCCAAGUCCUCCACCACGGCCCAGGAGGUCAAGACCUUGGAUGGCGUCUACAUUGAGCAGGUGGUGAUGGGCUACUGUCACACUCUGGUAAUUGCCAGACAGGACACUGAGCAGGAACAGGAGAGACUGAAAAAGCUGCCCGAGUACAACCCCCGAACGAUCUGAUCGGGCCUCCGACAGCAACACCUCAACCAGUGAUGCUCAUCAGGAACACCUGGCCUGUUUAGGCACUGCUAGUGUCACAGCGGGAUGGUUGAGUUCAGGGGGAGGUGCUCACAAGUCCGAAGGAUUUCCACACAUCUCAACAACCAGCAAACAGGCUCUAACAAUUCGGACAGUAUAAUCAGAGAAAAUGGGACUGGAGACGGACAGAAUCUCUGGAUGGUCCAGCUCUCACAAUGAACGGUCACGAUAUCUUCACUUCCCACCUCGAGUGAACCUGCAACAGUUUGCUCCAAGCACUUCACACCUAGUAGAGGUGUGCUUCCCAAAACCCCCGUUCCAUUUUGUAAUACAGCCAAACAUUCAUGUCUUGUUCUGUUGUUUUUCUUUGUUGCAGUAUAUAAAAUGAUAACGUUGUUUGUCACAUUUACGGGUGCUAUGACAGGACCCUCAGUCUUUUCCUACUGAGGGGUUUUCAAAGACCAAUGCUCCAUAUCUGUGCCUUUUUCUACGUGUAUGUUCAGGAUAUGGAAGUGUUGUUUGUGUCGUUCAGAGGAUCAGCUGAUCCCUCCGAUUCAGCGGCUAUGGCAGUAUGAGCAGGCGUGUGCUGCUGCCACGGAUUACAAUCAGGAUUUGAACGUCAUGUUCUGAGUUGGGGCGCUCCACUCGACGGUUACAUUCCUUUUAUCUUCUUCAGUGUUUGCAUCAAGUAUGCACACCUCAGUCCUUCCAAGACCAGUGUCUGCUCGAUCUCGUCUUUGCUAAUAGUAACUAUUCCGACGCUCAAAGCGGUUUCACAAGCAAGUCAGAACCUUUACAACCAAUAAAUGCACCGUCUCUAAAUAUAUCAAGGUGUGCUGGAAAUGAAGGCAUGUUCUUUUAAAAACAGCAGAGGUGUUUUCCUCCUAACUGUUCUCUUUUUUUAUGGUGAAAUUUCUCCGGGUUACUUUGUUUUUUCAUUGAAAUGGUUAAAUAAAGAUUCAUGUGAA
Messenger RNA from Anarrhichthys ocellatus (wolf-eel), 2668 nucleotides. RefSeq names its product regulator of chromosome condensation 2 (gene rcc2). NCBI's taxonomy places the organism in Eukaryota, Metazoa, Chordata, Actinopteri, Perciformes, Anarhichadidae. Gene Ontology annotation, molecular function: small GTPase binding. The record is from RefSeq and is a predicted model, not a curated record. Gene Ontology annotation, cellular component: membrane. The coding region runs from base 198 to 1682 and encodes 494 amino acids. The transcript is spliced from 13 exons. Gene Ontology annotation, biological process: negative regulation of GTPase activity.